Molecule: messenger RNA, 1110 nt
Organism: Candidozyma auris
Lineage: Eukaryota; Fungi; Ascomycota; Pichiomycetes; Serinales; Metschnikowiaceae
Gene: MAF1
Product: RNA polymerase III-inhibiting protein MAF1
Exons: 2
Coding region: 1-1110 (369 amino acids)
Biological process (GO): negative regulation of transcription by RNA polymerase III
Cellular component (GO): nucleus
Molecular function (GO): RNA polymerase III core binding
Source: RefSeq, a predicted model, not a curated record
AUGAAAUUUAUCGAUGAGGUUGAUCUUGAGCUUGUUAACCAAGAGCUCAAUUUUAGCUCGCUAGACGACAAUUUGGUGAUCAAAGGGGGUUGUGAUCUAUUCACAACGAAACCAAUUGGUUCUGAUAGAAAAUUAUUCAAGACCAUCGACAAACAUCUCAACCAAAUUCUCAAAGAUAAUGAGCUCUGUAGGUCAAUAGAUCAAGAGAGAAAGCAAUCUUUAGGCUCACUCUUUGGAAGCUCUGCGUCUCCACCAGGAAAUUCAAGUCAGUAUCGAUCAAACAGGGAAUUAUACAGACGGGGAUCGAAUGCAUCCCUGCUCGUGUCAGACGGGAUAGAUGAGUUUUUGGGCUCUCCUGUGUCUCGCAGGGACACCCAUAACUUAUCGUGCAGCCUAGAUGAGGUUCACUUCUCAGAUGACUCUCCUUUUGGUUCGCUCAAGGACGUCUCGACAAGAAAGGUUUUCGCAUACUUGAUCGCCAUUCUCAAUACGACGUAUCCAGAUCAUGACUUCUCAAACUUGCAACCAACUACGGAAAACUUUCACAGGUUGACGUCCAUAGAUGAUUUGAAAAUCCGCUUUAACAACGUGAUGAUGUCACUAGGUAAAAGAGAGGAAACUCUCAGCUGGAUUUGGGACACUGUGAACGUGUACAUGGAUAUACACUUGAGCAGUGGCACCCAUCCAGAAAGUCAUGGCCACUUGCGAGCUAAAAGCUUAGCGCCGAAUAGUUCAUUAUCCACUUUUGAUCAGCAAUCCGAUGUAGAUGCUGGUUGCAAGGUCUAUGAAUUCCAACCAUCUGACCAAUCAAUUUUGGAAGACCUUAAUUACCCCUAUCAAACUAUGUGGUCUAACUAUUGGUUUAUCUACAACAAGAAGAAGAAGAGAGUCUGCUUUAUAUAUUUAACGGCCAUCAACAAACUUCAUUACUCAAAAGUUCAAAGAGCUCAAAGCCCCUUCUUCAAUGACAGCGAUCUGAGGGAGGUGUCAAGCCAAAAACGCUCCGAAGCACCUUACGAGGAUGAGUUUAUUGAAGAUGGUCCAAACGAAUUUGAUGACGAUUUUGAAGAAAUGGACGAUAGUGACGUUAUGGGAGGUAUGGAGAUGUAA